Synchiropus splendidus (mandarinfish) is the source of this 3025-nucleotide messenger RNA. It is a transcript of the gene ganc, whose product is annotated as glucosidase, alpha; neutral C. Gene Ontology annotation, molecular function: alpha-1,4-glucosidase activity; carbohydrate binding. The record is from RefSeq and is a predicted model, not a curated record. Gene Ontology annotation, biological process: carbohydrate metabolic process; N-glycan processing. Lineage: Eukaryota; Metazoa; Chordata; Actinopteri; Syngnathiformes; Callionymidae. Bases 121 to 2955 code for a protein of 944 amino acids. The transcript has 21 exons.
CUAACGUCAACGGAACGGACAGAACGGAACUGUGCACAUGUAAACAAAUAUUGUGGCGCUGCUCACUAACAAGUGUUCACUAUUUUAAAGGAGACUUGCCCGUCGUCGGUUCGUGUUGACAUGGCGAAUCCACCAGAUCUUAGUUUUGUUCCAGAUGAUGAAGGGAAAGACAAGUUUAAGAAAAGUCAUCAAGUUGCCUUUUACAAACGGCGGAUGCAAGGGCCCAACUGUCGCCACAGAGCUCUGCUGGACUCGCUGGUGCUCACAGAGAAGGGCGCACGGUUUGAGCUGGAGGAGCUGGCGACACAGAGCAAACUGCUUCUCCUGUUGUCACCCUGUAAAAGUGGAAUGAUACGGUUAUUAAUUGAUGAACUUCAUCCUGUCAAAGCUCGAUACAGAGUCAAAGACGUGUUAGUUGAUGAAACUCAGUGUGAAAAGUUGAGGUUGGAGGAACAGACCGAGGAGUAUGUCGCCCUCCUCUGGUCAACAUGUCAACACAGGCUCCGUGUGUGGCGUUUUCCGUUCCAAGUGGAGAUUCUGUGCGGUGACAAAGUGUUGGUGACGCUCAACUCACAGGGAAAGCUUUGGUUUGAGACUCUCCAAAUGCAGAAGUAUAAAGACAACCUCUUAUUUAGUGGUAAAACAAACCUUGAAUCGCUGCCUUUGUGUGUCUUCUCAGAGCCUCGAGUCACAGCAGUGAGGUCAGAGGUUGGUGCAACAUUUGCUGCAUAUUUUUCCAUAGAAAUAACACAGAGAUGUUCCAGCUUGUUUUGUGUGUGUGCAGGCCCCAAUAGCGUCGGGCUGGACUUCUGUCUUCAUGACAUCCAUCAUGUGUUUGGUCUCCCCGAGCAUGCGGAUCAUCUGCGGCUGAGAGACACCAGGGGUGGUGAGCCUUAUCGGCUGUACAACCUGGACGUCUUCGCCUACGACUUGCACUCCCGCCUGGGCCUUUACGGCUCGGUACCUCUGCUGGUGGCCCACAGUCCUGACAGAUCUUUGGGAAUAUUUUGGCUUAACGCCUCAGAGACUUUUGUCAACAUCAGUCACAACCCCAAUGACCUUCAGGAUGAGCAGACUCCGCCCCUGAAGAGGAGGCGGGUGCAGCCUCACACUAAUGUACACUGGCUGUCAGAGAGUGGAGUGAUUGACUGCAUGGUUCUGCUUGGACCCAGUCCACAGCAGCUGUUCACCCAGUAUGCUCAGCUAACAGGAUUCCAAACCCUGCCCCCGGUGUUUGCGCUGGGCUAUCACCAGAGCCGCUGGAACUACAACGACGACACUGACGUGAGGCAAGUGGACGCUGGGUUCGACUCUCACCACAUCCCUUAUGAUGUCCUCUGGCUGGACAUCGAGCACACGGACGGGAAGAGAUACUUUACCUGGGACCCCGUUUGUUUUCCGGAUCCGAGCGGUUUGCAGCGGCAUCUGGAGAAGAAAAAGAGAAAGCUGGUGGUGAUCAGUGAUCCGCACAUCAAAGUGGAUCCCGACUGGUCGAUCUACUGUGAAGCCAGAGAUGGGGGACACUUCAUCAGGAGCAGAGACGGACACGUAUUCGAAGGCACUUGCUGGCCAGGUAUCACCAGCCCGUGCUCUGUUCAGGUGCUAUUCACUUCAUUCAAAUCUACUUCUGUUCCAGGACCGUCGUCCUAUCUUGAUUUUAGCAGCCCACACACGCGAGCGUGGUACUCCAGACUCUUCUCCCUGGAUAAAUACGAGGGUUCCACAGCGACGUUGCAUGUGUGGAACGACAUGAACGAGCCGUCUGUGUUCAGCGGCCCAGAACAGACGAUGCCCAAAGAUGCAGUGCAUGACGGGGGCUGGGAACACAGGGAGCUACACAACUUAUAUGGCUUUUACCAGCACAUGGCCACGGUGGACGGAUUGAUGACUCGGUCGGGUGGGUUUGAGAGGCCCUUCGUGUUGUCCCGCUCCUUCUUCGCCGGAUCACAACGACUAGGAGCCGUGUGGACCGGCGACAAUGUUGCGACUUGGGAGUAUCUGAAGAUUUCCCUUCCAAUGCUCCUGUCUUUAAGUGUAGCUGGGAUCAUGUUCUGUGGAGCUGAUGUCGGCGGGUUCGUUCAGGAUCCAGACCCAGAGUUGCUGGUGCGUUGGUACCAGGCCGGAUCCCUGCAGCCCUUCUUCCGAGGUCACUCUGAGAGGCAGACGAAGCGCCGGGAGCCGUGGCUAUUUGGGGAGGAGGUCACUGCUGCCAUCCGCACUGCAAUCCAGCACAGGUACUGCUUGCUGCCGUACUGGUACACGGUGUUCCACCAGUCUCACACCUCCGGCAUGCCUGUUCUUCGACCUCUUUGGGUGGAGUUCCCUGAAGAUACCACGACCUUUGACCUGGACAACCAGUACAUGAUUGGAGGAGCGCUGCUGGUCUGUCCUGUCACAGAUCCAGGUGCGGGAGACGUCAGUGUCCUGCUGCCUGGACCUGAUCAGGUCUGGUAUGAUGUGCAGUCUGCAGUGGCGCACAGCGGAGGCAGAACUUUAAAUCUUCCCGUGACUCUGGAGACUGUUCCUGUUUUUCAGAGGGGAGGGACGGUGGUCUGCAGGUCUGAAGGAAGUGGCUCCUGCUCCUGGGAAUAUCAGCAGCUGCCGCUGUCCGUCACGGUGGCGUCAGACACACAGGGGUCAGCAGACGGGGAGCUAUACUUGGACGACGGCUGGUCCUUUCGUUAUCGGGACGAAAAAGCCUUCUGUCGACGCAGAUUCACACUGCACUCUGGGCGUCUGCUCUGUGGGAGUCCUGUGGGUGAAGAGGGGACAUUCGACUGCAGCAGGGUGAUCCAGUCAGUCACCAUUCUGGGUGUGAAAGACAAACCGUCCUCUGUCAGUGUGACAGGAGUGAAGAAGCCUCCUCCCUUUAAGUAUGAAGGGACUUGCUGUAGACUCACCAUCACAAACCUGGGGCUCAGUGUGGCAGAAGACUGGAAAAUAAAGUACCAUUAAUGGGAGUGAGAACACGCAUUUUGUUUGGUAUAAAGAUGAAACAAAACAAAGAGGUACUGUUCAAACUUGA